AUGAGCGCAGCCGAUUUACUUGCUGAAAUAGCUGGUCUGACUAGUGAAGCCGAGGUUUGUUCGAAUUGCUUUCUAGUUUUUAGUUGUUUUUAUUUUCAGCACAUAGUAGUCCGGGACAGCACUUUCGACGAUUGCGAAGAAGUGAAUUACAACGACGUUGAAGUAUACAGUGACCAAGUUUCGGAGCAACAGGUACUCAUUGUUUCAUACGAGAAGACAAGGUCAAAGUCAAUCUCAGAUCGAAGAGCCUAUCCCUGAGAGAUAUGACGUCGGAGCGAAGAAACGGAGCAAGGCAUGCAGAGGAAUCGGAGCACGUGAGCUCAACGAGCUGAACUUUAGAAAUCCGGGGUCCGCCAUGUCUCAAAUGCUUCCGGACGGACCGGAUUGGAUCAAUUCGAACCGCGGAAAGCGUAUAGCUACCGCCGCCGCUCAGGCUCAGCAGGAGAAAGAAGAGGGACUGCGUCAUGACAAAACGGGCAAAUUGUCGGGAAUUGUGAACGGAGAGAAAGUAUCGUACGAUCUGUGCGACUGCCUCGAUGAGACCUGCUCUGGCUGUCAUUGGCCGUGCAAAAACUGCAAAUGUGAGCUGAAAACGUUUCGAGCUCGAGCUAAUUUCAUUGUUUUCAGCUCGCAAAUGCUUGCUCCGGUGCCGUCAGAAUCGCAAGUACAGAAUCCUCAGAGUCGAAGAAAUGUACACUGUCGAGGGUACGGACGGACACGCCGUCACAACCAAUCCGUACUUAGCUCUUGAAUCCAAACCUUAA
This is a messenger RNA of Caenorhabditis sp. 36 PRJEB53466, 764 nucleotides long. NCBI's taxonomy places the organism in Eukaryota, Metazoa, Nematoda, Chromadorea, Rhabditida, Rhabditidae. The record is from the annotation of a GenBank genome assembly.